AUGGAUUCAGGGGAUGAAGACUGGGGUUUGGAUGAGAUGGAACAAGAAGAUAUGGAAGAGCAUGAUAACAAUCUCUAUGACAAAUUUGAAGACAUUGUACAUAGCUUGAGUGAAGAGACUGAACCCUCUUCUCAGUUAGCUUUGCUUAUUGAAUUCUGUGAAGUUUUGACAUUUUUCACCGAGGAUUCAUUCUCCAACAGCACAGAAUUGGUAUCUCCACUGCUCGUAGAGCAUGCAAUGAAUCAGAGUAACCCUGAUGCAAUGCUGUUUUCGAUAAGGGCCAUGACCUAUAUAUGUGAUUUGUAUCUUCCAUCAGCUGAUCUUUUUGUUGAACAUGAUAUUGUUCCUACAUUAUGUCAAAGAUUAUUUGCUAUUGAGUAUUUGGAUGUUGCUGAACAGUGCAUCAAAUUAUUGGAAAAAAUAUCGAGAAAGCACCCAAUUGUUUGCUUAAAGGCUGGAGUAGUUAUGGCUGUUCUCAAAUAUAUUGACUUCUUCUCAACAAGCAUACAGAGAGUGGCUAUUUCUACUGUGAUAAACAUAUGUAAGAGGCUUUAUUCUGAAAGUCUUUCUCCUUUCAUGGAUGCUGUCCCUAUAUUAUGUAAUCUUCUUCGGUACGAGGAUCGGCAGCUUGUCGAGGAUGUUGCUACCUGCUUGAUGAAAAUUGUGGAUCGAGUUUAUCAUUCUUCAGAAUGGCUGGAUAAGCUUUGUAAACAUGAAUUGAUUCAGCAGGGAUUGGUAGGAUUGCUUGUUAAACUUUCAUCUGGAUCACUUUUAGCCUUCAGUACUUUACAUGAACUUAAUAUAAGCAACAUACUGAGAGAUAUAUUAUCUACAUUUGACCUCUCACAUGAACUGUCAAUGUCACAGCAUAUUAGUGGACACUGUGAUUUGGUAAAAGAAGUACUCAAACUGCUAAAUGAGCUUCUCCCUGACCGGGCUAAAGAUCAGACUGAUCAGCUGUUACUUCACAAAGAAUCCUUUCUAGUUAAUCACCCAGAUAUCCUGCAAAGGUUUGCAAUGGAUUUGCUUCCCACCUUAAUCAAGGUGUUCAAUUGUGGGGCGAGUUUGUAUGUUUGCCAGGGAUGUUUAACUGUGAUGUACAAGAUAAUCAGUUUCAGCAAAUCUAGGAUGCUUGUUGAGUUGCUCAAGAAGGCCAAUAUUUCUAGGUUAAAUAAGCCUUUUUUGGCUGGAGUAUUCACUCAACAGGAUCCCCACAUGCUAAUGUUAGCAUUACAAAUUGUUGAGAUAAUCCUUAAAAAAUUUCCAAAUAAAUUCCUAAAGUUAUUUUUUAAGGAAGGUGUCUUUUUUGCCAUUGAUAUGCUGCUAAAGCCCGGAAGAUCUUCAAAAUUGAUGUGUCCGGUGUAUACUGGUACUCAGCAGACGUUGGAUAGUCAAAGAUCAUCCUCAGGAGAGACCAAGUGUUUAUGUUAUGAGUUUUUAACUGGCCAAACUCCCACAUCGUCAGAAGCCAGAAAUUGCAAGAUUGACAAUGAUUCUGUUUAUACUCUUGCAAAGCGUAUAAAAAGAAAAUACUCAGCGCCAGAAUAUUCUCCUUCUGAGAAAGGAUUGACUGAUAUUUUACCAAGUCUAAAAGCACUGUCUAAAGAUUUGUUCAGCAUAUCAACUGAUGCUUUUACUUUAUGUGAAGAGAAGACCAAUAGUAUAUUGUAUCAAAUUAUGGACAUACUUAAUGGAAAGGAACAAAUUUCUACUUUUGAGUUUAUUAAAAGUGGAGUUGUGAAAUCACUUGUUGAUUAUUUAUCUCCGAGUCAGUAUAUGAGGGACAAAAGGAGAAUACAUGGUAUUUGUAAUGAUAAUGCCAUCUUAGAAAAACGGUUUGAGAUUUUGGCUAAUGUAUGCUUUUGUGCUACUCAGUCUCUCUCCAAUGAAACAUUCCUUUCUAUAUUAACCAGGCACUUACAUAAUGUACUGAUUUCAUUGGAAGCUUUUCCUGUUAUUCUAACUGGUGGAGCAAAACUGAGAAGUUCAUUUGCCAUAGUUCCUCAUACACGUCCUAUUCCCUACCCUAAUCUGAAAAUACGAUUUGUCAGGGAAGAGGGAGAGACUUUCCAGAAUGACAUCAUUGAGGAUUUUCUUACUGUUGACCCUCUUGCUUCCAUACAUUCUAUUGAAGGAUAUCUUUGGCCAAUGGUCAAUUCAACGCAUGCCGGAUCAUCAAGUACAAUUGAAAUGUCUGGAACAUUGGGACACACUGUCAUGAUGACAGAUCUCCCUGAAUUACAGGUUUAUGCUGAAGAACAUCAAAUGAAUGCACAAAGAAAAAUAAAACUAGAAAAACAGGAUCGUGUUCGAAGCAAUGAAGCUACUCAAAAGCUUGUCUUUUAUUUUGAAGGAGAACCUCUGGAUCAUAAAGCCACUCUCUAUCAGGAAAUUAUUCGCCAUAAAAUAAAAGAAAUUGACUCUUUUUCUACUCUAAAAAUGUGGAAUCUAGUGCAUAAAAUAACCUACAGAAGGGCUAUAGAAUCUGAGGACAUAAUACUUCCUGAAUGUCAUUCUUCAUCUCAGGAUUUAUCUGAUGAUAAAGUUUUAGCUUAUUAUCAGAAUACUCAUUUUUUCUCAAGCACGCUCUCUUGUCAACUUGUUCAUGAUCUGGAGAAGUCAAGUCCAAUUAAUUAUAUUUUGUUUCUUUUCAAAUGUCUGGAAAACAUGAACCAAAUUGUACUUCACCUUGUGUCCCGUGAAAGAAUAUGUGCUUUUGCCAAAGGGAAAGUUGAUGACCUGGAUAGCCUAAAAGCAACAGUUUCUUCUAUCCCACAAAAUGAGUUUGUAAGCACUAAGUUGACAGAGAAACUAGAGCAACAGUUGAGAGAUUCUUUGGCUGUCUCCAUUGGUGGUUUGCCAUUAUGGUGUAGUCAAAUAAUGACUUCAUGUCCUUUCUUAUUCAGUUUUCAGACAAGGUGCAAGUACUUCAAAUUAAAAGCAUUUGGUCAGUCACAAGUUCAGGCUCACGUGUCUCACAACAGUUCAGGGGCAGUGGUUGAUAGGGGACUGGGUCCUGGUGGACUGCCUAGAAAGAAAUUUUUAGUUCAUCGUCAAAGGAUUUUGGAAUCUGCUGCACAAAUGAUGGAGCUGCAUGCCAGUCACAAAGUCGUUCUUGAAGUGGAAUAUGAUGAAGAGGUGGGAACUGGUCCUGGACCAACUUUGGAAUUUUAUACCUUGGUGUGCCACGAGUUCCAGAAAUCUGGUUUGGGCAUGUGGAGAGAAGACACUAACAUGCAUGCUGAGGAACUGAGAAUCAGUUCUUUUUAUGGACUCUUUCCUCGGCCAUGGUCAUCAAUGCAAGAUACAUCUGGUGGCAUACAGUUCUCUGAAAUUAUAAAUAAAUUUUUCCUUCUAGGCCAAGUUGUCGCUAAAGCAUUUACUGAUGGAAGGAUCUUAGAUUUCCACUUCUCUAAAGCUUUUUAUAAACUUAUUCUUGGAAAGGAACUCUCCCUAUUCGACAUACAAUUAUUUGAUCCUGAGCUUUAUAAGGUGCUGCAAGAGUUUCAGGCUCUAGCUAUGAGGAAAAAUUUUAUGGAAUCCACCAGUGGAGGGAAUUCUGAUAUUGUGAGCUUUCGGGAUGCGAGAAUUGAAGAUCUUUUUCUUGAUUUCACUCUUCCUGGGUAUCCCGAUAUUAUUCUUGCUUCAGGGACUGAUUAUUCAAUGGUAAAUAUGGGAAAUCUAGAGGAUUAUGUUUCACUUGUUGUGGAAGCAACUGUGAGGUCUGGAAUUUCAAGACAAGUGGAAGCUUUUGAAUCUGGAUUUAACCAGGUUUUACCCAUCGACCAUAUUAGGAUUUUCAAUGAAGAAGAGCUUGAGCGCAUGUUCUGUGGAGAGUCUGAUUCCUGGGCUAUCAACGACCUUCAAGAUUUCUUGAAGUUUGAUCAUGGGUACAGUGCUACCAGUCCUCCCAUUGUCAAUUUAUUGGAGAUUCUCCGAGAGUUUGAUCAAGAACAGCAACGAUCAUUUCUACAGUUCGUGACUGGAGCACCACGACUUCCACCAGGAGGGUUGGCAUCACUCAAUCCAAAGUUAACUGUUGUCCGAAAGCAUUGCAGCAACCAGGAAGACACAGAUCUAGACCUACCUAGUGUCAUGACUUGUGUUAAUUAUCUCAAGCUACCUCCGUAUUCAACAAAAGAAAAAAUGAAAGAGAAGCUGUUAUAUGCCAUAACAGAGGGUCAAGGAGCUUUCCACCUUUCGUGA
Molecule: messenger RNA, 4206 nt
Organism: Sphenostylis stenocarpa
Lineage: Eukaryota; Viridiplantae; Streptophyta; Magnoliopsida; Fabales; Fabaceae
Source: the annotation of a GenBank genome assembly